AUGUCGAGUCGCCCACCACAAGUUGACGUGUUUCACUUCACCAACCGCAUAUCGACGGCUAAAAUAAGAAAAUACAAACUGGCCACAGAACGAGGCAUGGCACCCGGAAACGGAGGCGCGAUGCCCAUGGCAAAUGGCAGGCCCAACAAAACCAAGUCAGAACAUUCCAACGAAACGAGCGAGAGUCCAAUGCAGACACCUACUCCUGCAGCGGACUCAUCUCCAGAUGAUCAACCACCGCCCGCCAAGAAGCCUCGCCUGAAGCUCAAUGUCAGGGCCAAGGAUGAAAACCAGAACGAAGCCUCAGGCGAUACCAUUGCAGUAUCGCGCCCGCAACGGCAUGUCAAAUCUAGAGCCUCCUCAAAUGCUGUCGAGCGACCAGAGCCGGAGCAGGUCUCUGGCAGGCAGAGUCAAUCAUCGCCUGCCCCAUCGUCAGGACUGUCCUCGCUGUCAUCCGCACCACCCUCUGCGCCGCCUUCGGAGAGAGCAGAGUCUCCAUUCAUUGAUCCUGAGCCUGUCGAGGAGGAACAGUACGGUGACUUCAUGUCGUACUAUGUUGCUGGCGGCCCAGUGGCAAAACCGAAAGGCACCAAGGCCAGCUCCGCUCCAAAGCGAAAAGAAAAAGUGGAGCCUGCCAAGAAGGCUCCAGCUACGCAUGUGCAGGUUGCAAGAUCUGUCGAGUCACCAAGAGACCAAGCACUUCCGCCACCUCAGUCACAAGCUCCUCAAUUUCCUAUACAACAACACACCCAUCAACACUCGCUUCCAAUGUCAUCCCAAAUCCAGGUCCCCUCGCAACCGGGCCAGGUACCACAACAAGGCGGAAGGCCUCAGAUACCACCACCUUAUCCGCGAGCGCCUCCUGUCCAUCAGCGACCUCCACCACCACCGCGACCUGUUCCUAUGCCUCAGCCAGUUGUCAACUUUAUUGACAUCGUGCAUGAUCCAAAGCCAAUGCAGCCCGACACCAUCCUAGUCAUGAUCCGCAAGCUCGAGAAUCUCUCUUCAGCAUUGACAAACUUUGGUGGAGUCCCGGCCAUGCCGCAUACGCCUCCAUCCGAGCAGCCGCCUAAGGUGGCGAAACCACCGAAGCCUGCCAAAGCUCAGAAGCCAGCUGAACCUGGCCAAGGCCCGAACCUUGGUGGGGACGAGGUAGCUAACUUCUUGUCCAACUUUGACGACGAUGACGACGAGGAUGAAGACGACGAUGAGCCCACCGAAGAGGAGACUCGCGACCCGCUGGAUCGCAUGCUCCCACAGCCGGGCAUGGUCGACAAUCCUCUGUCAUUUGGCAUCCAGUUCAUACAAAACGCCUUGAGGUCUUGGGCACAGCAGCGCAUCAACCAUCAGGUCACCCAACAAUUUCAAGCGCAGCAUCAGCACCAGAUGCAGCAACAGCAGAUGCAGCCAGUGAAGCGUGGGCCAGGCCGGCCUCGACGGUAUGAUGACUCGGCACAGCAACUGACUCUCGGUCCAAUCAUCCACUUUGACAUGGCCAACACUCCAGAGGGCAUGGCAAUCAAGAGCUUCCAGUCGGUCCUGGACUCUGGCUGCUUACAAGUCAAUGGAAUUCUGCCCGUCGAGCUGUCUCGAGCUCUUCGACGUCUGUACAUGCAGAUCGAUCAUCUGAUCAACCAGGGCGUCAAGGAUAAUACGAACUGGCAAUGCAUGUCGUACGGAGCUCAGAUCACGGCCCACAAGACCAAGGUUCGGAAGCAGAGGGAAGCUAAUGCCAAGGCUGAAGAAGACAUGUUACGACAACGGGACCAGAAUACCAUGGGACCACCAGUGCAGCUUGCCAUUCGCCAGCCAUACAACAACCCACUGCAUGUGACAUCACAGGCGCCAGGCACGCCUCAGGGCAUGGCCCCUUCUCGGUCUCCAAGUGCUGUACGGCAGACCGCGCAGCCCGCUGGAACCGCAGGCGCGUCUCCUGCCAUGCAUAGCAACCCAAGUGCUGGUCCUCAAGGUCAACACAGACCUCGUUCAGAAUCAGUCAAGGGUGACGCUGGUAGUCCGAUCGAGAUCGACACCGACGGCAUUGGAGAAAAUCAUUCUCACACUGCACAAACAGCAGCCCCUGCUAUUCAGACGAUGAAGCCGGUCACUGGCGGCUUCACCGCUGUCAAUGCUCCACCGCGGGUACACAAUCUUCCACCGCCACUGUCACAGGUUCCUCGAAACUCAGCACCAAUCGAGGUGACCGAUACUCCAUCUCCGGAGACUAUCAGAGUCGCCCACAAACAGCCAUCUGGAUAUGAAUCUGGCUCUGCGUCUCCGGCGCUUAAUCAGGGUAAUGGCAUGCCUGGCCAAGGGGUCAUGUCACGAUCCAACUUUCCUCAUCCAGGAGCUGUGGUUAUAGAUCAAUAG
This is a messenger RNA of Fulvia fulva, 2370 nucleotides long. RefSeq lists its product as uncharacterized. NCBI's taxonomy places the organism in Eukaryota, Fungi, Ascomycota, Dothideomycetes, Mycosphaerellales, Mycosphaerellaceae. The record is from RefSeq and is a predicted model, not a curated record. The transcript is spliced from 2 exons. The coding region runs from base 1 to 2370 and encodes 789 amino acids.